UGCCGGAACGCCUCGACGCAGCCUCACUGGGCCCUUUCUUUCUAUUCUAUCAUGGUCUGCGAGUCUGGCAUCGUGUAUCUCGCCCGUUGCCAGGAGCUUCCCGGUAGCUGACUUGACCCGGACCCCUGUUUUACACGCUUACGCUUAACCUGAUCAACACGGGGUGACUGCAUACAGUCGAAGAAACUGCACCGACAUGGACACGCCGAAGCUGUCCUUUGAUUUCGACCUGCCGACCGGUCCUCCGAGCCGGCCCUCGUCGAAUCGCAGCAUCAGCGCCUCGCGGAUUCGAUUCGGCACCUCGCGGACCCUCGAUGCGGACGAGAACGCUCGACGCAAAUCCAUCCAGUUCAACGUCGGAGCCGCAGAGAGACCCUUGCCCCGUCGGACGGAGAGCGCCAAGGGGAGAGUACCGCAGCAUGUGGAGAGCGAGAAGGAACAUAAAGCGGGAGGAGGAGGAGGAGGAGGAGGAGGGAGGACAUCGUCACCACCACCACCAAAAACCUACGAGCGUGGGGUUUCGUUUGAUACGUUUGACAACCGCGACGCGCCCGACUUUUCUCUGACGCUCAACUACAAACACAAGGGCUUCCAGUGGACCCGCCGCAGCCGGACCUUUCUGUGCGGCAUCGACCAGAACGAUUACUCGGAGUAUGCGCUAGAGUGGCUCAUUGAUGAGCUGGUCGACGACGGCGACGAAAUUGUCUGUCUGCGAGCGGUGGAGAAGGACUCGAGCAUCACCACCGACGCGGCCCUCGAGGCUCGCAAAUACCGAGAAGAGGCGGAGAACCUUUUCAAGCAGGUCAUUCGCAAGAACAGUCAGGACGAGAAGGCUAUCAGUCUAGUCUUGGAGCUGGCGGUCGGCAAAGUGCAGGAUAUCAUCCAACGGAUGAUCCGUAUUUAUGAACCGGCCGUUUUAAUUGUCGGCACCCGUGGCCGCAACAUGAGUGGCAUGCAGAGCCUGCUGCCUGGCUCGGUAUCCAAGUACUGCUUGCAACAGUCGCCGAUCCCCGUGAUUGUGGUACGGCCCUCGCCAAAGCGCGAGAAGAAAAAGAAGAAACGCCAGGCCGACCCGACGCGGCGCGGGUACAACCAUAUCCUGGAGAUGAGUGAGCGGCGCGGGAGCAGCAUCUUCGAUGCGCGGUCCAGCACAGACAGCAACAUCUCCCGGCUGCCGGACGAAGAGGCCGCCGUGGCCGAGGCGCUAGGCCUGCCGCGCGACUACACGCACUCGCGCAGCUCGUUGUCCACGACCGAGACGGUCUCUGAUACCAGCAGCAUCAGCCUGGGCAACGAGGAGGCCGACUUUGCCCCGGCGGGGUCGACCUGGAACUCGCUCGACGCGAUCAUGAUGGACCCCAUAUUCGAUAAUUCGGCGGAGCUGCGAGCGGUGCUGACGGCGACCGACGAGCCGGACUCGGAAUCGACGAUCAAGCCCAGUAGCUCGGAGGAGUCGGGAACGGGGACGGACCAGGUUGGCCUUGCGACGGAAGGUGAGGAGAGAGUGAUUCCUGUGAUUAUCACGGAGGACAGCAAGUAGUUAGCAGUACAUAGCAUAGUACAUAGCAUAGCGGUUCAUUACUAGAACAUAGGGAUACGAAUUUAGAUUGUUACUACAAGACAAGAUCUCAUAUUGGAAAGUCGGUAGUAUUGAAAUAAUAUCAACGUAC
Messenger RNA from Penicilliopsis zonata CBS 506.65, 1670 nucleotides. RefSeq lists its product as hypothetical. Lineage: Eukaryota; Fungi; Ascomycota; Eurotiomycetes; Eurotiales; Aspergillaceae. The transcript is spliced from 3 exons. The record is from RefSeq and is a predicted model, not a curated record. Bases 197 to 1540 code for a protein of 447 amino acids.